AGCCUGUAUCCCACAAUUCCCUUUGCGUGGUUCAUACUUGCCAGUCAUUCUCCUUGUUUUUCUAGAGACAGAAGAAGUUAGUGCGAUAAUACUGGUUUGAGGUCGAGCGGGACGCGUAUAAAUAUUCAUUUCAUUGCUUAGGCUUUGGCAUUUGCUGCCCAUCAUGAAAGAAACCACGUCGAAAAAAAGGGAAAAGGCCCGAGAGGCCAAGUCGGAGAAAAAAGCCGAACCGGGCCCCGAGCCGCAGGAUGUGGAGAUGCCAGAAGAAGACACCGCGACGACGGGGAAAUCUCCCAAGGAGCUGGACACACUAACUCUGGAAGAUAUCAAGGAGCAUGUGAAACAGAUCGAGAAGGCUGUGUCUGGAAAGGAGCCACGCUUUGUGCUGCGUGCCCUCAGGGCUUUGCCCUCCACCAGCCGUCGGCUAAACCUCAAUGUGCUGCACAAGGCCAUCUCGGGCUUCUACACCGCCAACAGUGCUGGGAAAGAGUUCCUCCUGAGUUUCCUGGAGGAGCCUAUGGACACAGAGGGAGAUGUUCAGUUCCGUCCAAGAACUGGGAAGGCAGCAGCCACCCCUCUACUUCCUGAGGUGGAGGCGUAUCUCCAGCUUCUCCUGGUGGUUUAUCUCACCAACAACAAGUGCUACAAUGAGGCUAAGAAGGUGUCAGAUGACCUCUUACAAAAGAUUAGCUCACAAAACCGUCGGGCUCUGGACUUGGUGGCUGCCAAAUGUUACUAUUACCAUUCCCGAGUUUAUGAGUUCCUCAACCAGCUGGAUGCUGUUCGGAGUUUCCUACACGCCCGCCUGCGCACGGCCACCCUGCGUCACGACGCGGACGGUCAGGCCACGCUGCUCAACCUGCUUCUGCGCAACUACCUGCAGUAUAAUCUUUACGACCAGGCAGAAAAGCUGGUGUCCAAGUCAGUCUUCCCCGAGCAGGCGAACAACAAUGAGUGGGCCCGCUACCUCUACUACACAGGUCGAAUCAAAGCAAUCCAGCUUGAGUACUCCGAGGCCAGGAGGACCCUCACCAACGCCCUGAGAAAGGCCCCCCAGCACACCGCAGUUGGCUUCAAACAGACUGUGCACAAGCUCCUGAUCGUGGUAGAGCUUCUGCUGGGCGAGAUCCCAGACCGGUUGCAGUUCAGACAGCCCUCGCUGAAGCGCUCCCUCAUGCCUUACUUCCUGCUGACUCAGGCUGUGAGGACGGGUAACCUGGCCAAAUUCAAUCAGGUUUUGGACCAGUUUGGGGAGAAGUUCCAGACAGAUGGCACCUACACUCUGAUCAUCCGCCUCAGACACAAUGUCAUCAAGACUGGCGUUCGCAUGAUCAGCCUGUCCUACUCGCGCAUCUCUCUGGCCGACAUCGCCGUGAAGCUGCAGCUGGACAGUCCGGAGGAUGCGGAGUUCAUUGUCGCCAAGGCGAUCCGGGACGGUGUCAUCGAAGCCAGCAUCAAUCAUGAGAAGGGCUACGUUCAGUCCAAGGAGACUAUGGACAUCUACGGCACCAGGGAACCACAACUGGCAUUUCACCAGAGGAUCUCUUUCUGCCUGGACAUCCACAACAUGUCCGUCAAGGCAAUGAGGUUUCCACCCAAGUCCUACAACAAAGACCUUGAGUCUGCAGAGGAGCGACGUGAGAGGGAGCAGCAAGAUUUGGAAUUUGCGAAGGAGAUGGCGGAGGAUGAUGAUGACAGUUUCCCAUAAUCCCCCGGGGGCUGCAGCAACUUCUGCCCUACUUUUGUUUUUGUUAUUCACGUCUUUUGUCCCACCGCCUUGCAUGUGCAAGUAUCAUAUUGGAAAAUUUGAUCCAAGACUGAUAAGUAGAUUGCAGGUCAUGAAUAAUAAAGAACUACUUUCUUUAAUAAAGUAUAAAAUGACAGGCCGCAGAUAGUAUCAGGAAAGUGUCAGUGAAACCAGCAGCAGAAUGAUCUUGGAAAGAACAUGUUAAGAUAAGGUACUUUGAAUUUAAAUUAAAAACAAAUUCAACCGCUGAUAAAGGGUGAAUAAGUUCAUACAGAUGCAUUCAAAGUGUUUAUCUUUUUUUUGUACUGCAGCUCCAUUUUGUCUUUGUUCUUAACUUGUCCCUCAUCUUCCAUUUUACUCUUACUGGGAAACAGUCCUGUUUUGAGUAUCAUGGGUUUGAUAAGAGACGAGCUGGUUUCCACUGUACUCCCUGAAAUACUUGGUCAUCCACCUCACAACACCCGUGCAUUAUUGUGCCAUUAGUGGACUAUUGUUUAAUUAAAAUGUUUUUAUGUUAUGUGA
Messenger RNA from Brienomyrus brachyistius, 2269 nucleotides. RefSeq names its product proteasome 26S subunit, non-ATPase 3 (gene psmd3). Gene Ontology annotation, molecular function: enzyme regulator activity; protein binding. NCBI's taxonomy places the organism in Eukaryota, Metazoa, Chordata, Actinopteri, Osteoglossiformes, Mormyridae. The record is from RefSeq and is a predicted model, not a curated record. Gene Ontology annotation, biological process: ubiquitin-dependent protein catabolic process; regulation of protein catabolic process. The transcript is spliced from 12 exons. Gene Ontology annotation, cellular component: proteasome complex; proteasome regulatory particle, lid subcomplex. The coding region runs from base 164 to 1708 and encodes 514 amino acids.